AUGUUUGGCGCGCCAGCUCCUCAGCAACAGCAAGAAAUAAACAUUGCCCCGGCUGAACCUGAAGAAACGACCACAACAUCCACUACUACAACUACAACCACCACCACGACUACAACAACCACUACUACAACCACCACCACAACCACCACCACAACCACCACCACAACCACCACCACAACCACCACCACAACCACUACCACCACCACAACCACCACAACAACCACCACCACCACCACCACGACCACCACCACCACCACCACCACAACGACAACGACAACGACAACCACCACCACCACCACCACAACGACAACGACAACGACAACCACCACUACAACCACCACCACAACUACAACAACAACGACAACUACUACUACGACAACGACAACUACUACGACAACGACAACUACAACUACGACUACAACCACAUCAACAACAGAAGCCCAGAUCCUUGACCUCAAUAAUCUUUCCGAUCUCAACUCGGUUUUCAAUAACCUUGGACAAUUUGACUUGAAUGCACUUUUCGGUGGAAAUGCUCCAGUCGUUACUGAGGCACCCGUCAUUGUCACAACAACCUCCACUACUACCUCAACAACGACCUCAACCACCACAACUACAACUACAACGCCAGAGCCUAUCAGAAACAGAUUCAUGCGAAACGACAUUGAAUUCCUUGCCGAGCUCAAAUCAUCCGAGGACGCUUUCAAGCAAGAAGUUCAGCAGCGAAUGCAAUCUGGACCACUUGAUAUCAAGGGAAUGCAAGUCGCUGUUGAACCGCUACGACGACGAAGACGAGACGUCGAUCCUACUCACCGAGUUAAGAUUACUCUCAUCCAUUUAUUGACCGGUGACGUUCCAGAGCCAUCCGGCGAUGAAAUUGUUGGCCCACUUUUCGAAGGCCUCUUGUCUACCGCUAACGUCGACUACAAUACGAUGAAUGUCAAGACUAACCUCCGAGAUCAAGUUAUUACACUUGUCCCACCAACUACCACCACGACAACAACCACAACAACUACAACAACUACUACGACUACCACAACCACGACCACAACCACAACAACAGCAGAAGAAGUCGUCGACUUCUCUAACUUGGACAGUAUUCAAUCUGCCCUCGGCUCUCUCGGCACUCUCGACCUCACCUCAAUCUUUGGAUCAGCCCCAGCACCAAGCAAUAAUCGACCAAACAUCAUCGGAGGUGCUUCUGCUGUUGCAUCUGACCAGGUUGAUGAUGACUUACGAGAAAGCUCACAGUCCGUCGGUAAUCGACCAGGUGCUUCAGAAGACGAAGAAAUCAAAAACGCUGGUUUGCCAUUCAUUGCUCUCGCAGGAACCACUCUUGGAAGCGCAAGAUGGUGCCCACUUUGCCACAAUACCGAUAGUCUUGCAGCAUGUACCCAGGUUCAACUGUGUCCUAAGGGUGACUAUUGGGAUUGCUACGUUAAAUACGAGUUCACUUCAAGGAACGAAAUCUCCCGAUUUGACAAAUGCAAAGCCAACUGGGUAACAGCUUCUCAACUUCGAGCAGGAGCCGCAUUCGGCCGAAGCUUGAGAUCCGACAUGUCCUCAGUUUGUACCAACUGCUUUGCUUCAUAUGAGAGCGCAUCGAAACCUGCUGCAAGCGUUUUUACUGAUGUAAAUGGCAAACUUCAAAUGUAUGAUGAUCAGCAAAAUACAUUCAGUAUUGUUGAGUCAACAUGGGCUGGCCAGUUGGACUGGUGGAGGGCAACUACUGAUCAUACUGGCCUCGAAGAUCCUACAACCGGAAACGAAGUUUUCCAAGCCUAA
This is a messenger RNA of Oikopleura dioica, 1782 nucleotides long. The record is from the annotation of a GenBank genome assembly. NCBI's taxonomy places the organism in Eukaryota, Metazoa, Chordata, Appendicularia, Copelata, Oikopleuridae.